AUGGCCUCAGCAGCUCCCCUAGAGAAAGUGAUAGAAGAAGCCGCUUGUUCCAUCUGCCUGGAGUAUCUGACAGAGCCGGUGACCAUAGACUGUGGGCACAACUUCUGCCGAGCCUGCAUCACCCAGUACAGUGAGCAAAGGGAGCCUGAAUCAGGCACAAAGAUGAUGGGCAGUAAGUUCUAUGGGCUCAUAGAAGGGAAACUCCAGCACAACAGGCAGCUCGCUGAUAUUGUAGAGAACAUCAAACAAUUGGGAUUAAAGUCAGGGAAUGCACAGAAGGAGAAUCUUUGUGAGAGACAUGAGGAGAAGCUCCAACUCUUCUGUGAGGAGGAUGGAGAAGCCAUCUGUGUGGUUUGCAGGAUGUCCCGGGCUCACCGAGUUUACACAGUAGUCUCCAUACAGGAGGCUGCCCAGCAUUACAAGAUGAGAAUUACUGCUGCUCUUGACGACUCAAAAAGUGAAAGACCCAAACGCAGAACAGCAAUUGUCUCCCGAGAACUCUCGAGGUACAACAUCGACAUUGCUGCUCUCAGCGAAACAAGAUAUGCAGAUGAAGGUCGUUUGAGGGAAGAGGUUGGCAGUUACACUUUCUUCUGGAAAGAAAAACCAGCAAGUGGCAGGCGAAUAAACGGUGUUGGCUUUGCAAUCAAGAACCUUCUAGUCAAUUGCCUGACUGAGCUCCCCGUCGGCAUCAACGAGUGCCUUAUGACCCUCCACAUCCAAUUGGUCAAUAAGUCAUUUGCCACCAUCAUCAGUGCAUGUGCACCAACACUUGAUGCUGAGGAAGAGCAGAAAGAAUCCUUCUACACUGACCUUGAUAAAAUUCUGUCAUCCAUUCCAAAAACAGAUAAGAUAAUCCUCUUAGAGGACUUUAACUCAAGAGUUGGCUGA
Terrapene triunguis (Three-toed box turtle) is the source of this 891-nucleotide messenger RNA. Its product is annotated as tripartite motif-containing protein 5-like. NCBI's taxonomy places the organism in Eukaryota, Metazoa, Chordata, Testudines, Emydidae. Gene Ontology annotation, molecular function: zinc ion binding. The transcript has 3 exons. The record is from RefSeq and is a predicted model, not a curated record. The coding region runs from base 1 to 891 and encodes 296 amino acids.